UGUUUACUUUCCGCUUUUCUUCCGCUCAGGUGUUGUCUUUUCACGCCAUGAACCUCAGAUGGGAUUUAAAUUUCUCUCCAAGGUAGCAGUGGCACUCGGCAUAGCUUUAGUUAUCGUAGUACUUUUGGAAUUUGUUUUGUUAAUUUCUUAUGUAAAGGAAACCGAUGCAGAUAUUUUACCAAACGCUGAAGAGUCAUCAAUUAGUUACGAUGGUAUUAAUAAUCAUGUCACGACAGUCCACGAAGCAGUCCCAUCGAAAAGAAAAUCAGAACCUGAAAGGGAACAGAUCAACUAUAAACCGACUAAAAGAAUAUUCACCUCACUCUCUUCUAAUAUCCACGUAAGUUCUGUGAUUUGUGGAGAGCGGUCUGUGGAAGCAACAACAAUGCUCAAGUCAACCACUUUAUUCACAAAUAGAACUAUACAAUUUCAUGUUGUUGCAGAAGAUAACCUUCAUGCUGAACUAAAAAACAUUUUCAGGGAAUGGUCCUCUGUUAAAUCUGGUCAAGUCUUAUUAAAACUUUACUCUUUACACUUUCCUCCUGGAGAAAAUGUUGAGGUGUGGAAACGACUUUUCAAGCCAUGUGCAGCACAAAGAUUAUUUCUUCUGGAUGUUUUGCAUUCUGUUGAUAGUGUCCUGUAUUUAGACACUGAUGUUCUCAUGCUCAGACCAGUGGAAAAUCUUUGGGACCAUUUUAACCAUUUUGAUGAUAAACAGCUUGCCUCAAUGGCUCCAGAGGGUGAAGAAAAAGCACUCUCCUGGUAUCCAAGGUUUGCUCGUCAUCCUUUUUAUGGGAAAAAUGGAAUGAACUCUGGAGUAAUGCUCAUGAACUUGACACGAAUGCGGGAAUUCGACUGGACUAAAAAGAUUCUAGAAGCAUACCAUAAGUACAAACUCAGCAUAACAUGGGGAGACCAAGAUCUCUUGAAUAUUGUCUUCCAUGAUCACCCUGAGUUACUAUACACAUAUACAUGUGAUUGGAACUAUCGACCAGACCACUGCAUGUAUGGAAACAACUGUGGGCCAGCCAGCAACAAAGGCAUUUCAGUAGUUCAUGGUAACAGAGGGGUAUACCACAAUGACAAGCAACUAUUCUUUAAAGCAAUUUACAUGACCAUGAAAGACUUUAAACCUGGUGAUGACAGAAAAUUGCUGCUGAAGAGUUUGGAAGGAAAUUUGAAUGCUGUGUCUGACCCUUACUGUGGAGCUAUGACUGAAAGUAUUCUAAAAUAUCCCAGACUUUUUUUAGAUUGAGUAUUUCUUUCACAAGACUUUAAAGUUUCAAAAUAAAAAUGUCUUUUGAUUAUUUUA
Pocillopora damicornis (cauliflower coral) is the source of this 1312-nucleotide messenger RNA. RefSeq names its product glucoside xylosyltransferase 1. The record is from RefSeq and is a predicted model, not a curated record. Gene Ontology annotation, molecular function: UDP-xylosyltransferase activity. Gene Ontology annotation, biological process: protein O-linked glycosylation via N-acetylgalactosamine. NCBI's taxonomy places the organism in Eukaryota, Metazoa, Cnidaria, Anthozoa, Scleractinia, Pocilloporidae.